GCCGCGCCGGUGCGCCCGGAGAGCCGGGAGAGCUGCCGUGGCGAGGCAGCGAGCGGCUCUCGGGCGGCGGCAGCAGCUGCGCGAACAGUUCAAACCCCAGACAUGUUUACCACCCCUUCCUGUGCUGGUAACGGCAAAGCGUGCGUGUAGCAAUAAUUGGAAUCGCCCAGCGGAAUGAAUAAGCCAGGGGCGAUGGAGUUUCCCCCUGCCUUGCUUAGGGCUGGAGGUACCGCGGACAAGUGCCCGCUCGCAGAGUGGUAACUUUGUUUUUUCACCUACUACACACCCCCGUGCACUCAGCCAAUGACUACUCCUGUAACUGGUUCUCGCUUAGUAAAUCUCAACAGAAUUGCACCAAAAUUGCCUAUUGUUUAACAAAACAGGGCGGGAUUGCUUCUAUGUUAUUACUGUUUUGCUGUUUGCUUAAAAUCAAAGCGGCGAUUUCCCCUGCUUGCAAAGAACUCUAAACAGAUCCUGUUGAAAGAGGUUUUUUGUCCUGCACACUUUCGAGCUGGGUUGAUACCUCAUCCUGGGACCACAAACCCAGGGAGCCCAGAAAAAUACACACAGUAUUUAUUUGUUGUUUUUUUUCUUUUGUGUGUUUUAAAUAUUUAUGCAUUUCCUCUGUGACUAACACCUGAUUAUGUAGGACCAAGAAAAGAAUUUUGGCUUUUCUUGGGUUUAUUUUAGUCAGUGGUGUUAUAUGCCAAAGUGACAGACCUGCAAAGGUAUUUGUAUAGAGCCAGGUAUUUCCAUACCAUGUUAAACACCCAGCACCAACGGUGGAAGUUGCAUACCUGUCAGCUGCUUCUGCUUCGUAUAUGGUCAAGGAUAAUUUGGAAUUUAGGAAAGGACUUCCCAGUAGCUCCAUGCCAGGCGAUGGAGAGAGCUGUCUGGACUGAAUAUUAAAUUUCCCUCCUGCCCGCUGCAUUUCCUGCUAUUAUCAUCACUAGCCUGUGGGAGAGUGGGGUUGAAUAAUUUAAGUUACGCAUUUUGCAUUCUCCUUCUGCUGUUCAGGUAUCUCCAUUUUUUGGAGAUCUGGUGUCCUUGAUGUUUCCUUCCCUGGUCCUGGAUAUGCAUGCAUCCACAGCCCAGUCUGCUCGCCUUUGGGAUGCUUGCUGUGCUUGCCAGACCCUCUACUAAGCUUGCUUAGCUCACCGAUGCAGCAGAAGACUAAUCAACUUGGUGAUGGUUACUGGAUUAACUCUAUGGAUUCCUCUAGAGUUGUUUUCAGACUUUCAGGUGUAGUGCAGAGCUGAAGGCGGCCCAUUGUAAGGGUUAAUCAUCGGUCACAUAUUUAAUAAUCAUUUGCUUAGAAAAUUUCCUGCAUUGUUCAUGGAGUUUUUCAUCAGUAUGUCUGAAACCAUUAAAUAUAAUGACGACGAUCACAAAACUGUGUUCCUGAAAACAUUAAAUGAACAGCGUUUAGAAGGAGAGUUUUGUGACAUAGCUAUUGUGGUUGAAGAUGUUAAAUUCAGAGCACACAGGUGUGUGCUUGCUGCCUGCAGUACUUACUUCAAAAAGCUUUUCAAAAAACUGGAAGUUGAUAGUUCAUCAGUAAUAGAAAUAGAUUUUCUUCGUUCUGAUAUUUUUGAGGAAGUUCUCAAUUACAUGUAUACUGCAAAGAUUUCUGUUAAGAAAGAGGAUGUAAAUUUGAUGAUGUCUUCAGGCCAGAUUCUUGGUAUUCGAUUUCUGGAUAAACUCUGCUCUCAAAAGCGUGAUGUGUCUAGUCCUGAAGAAAACACACAGUCCAAGAGCAAGUACUGUCUAAAAAUAAACCGUCCCAUGGGGGAACCUAAUGAUACCCAAGAUGAUGAGGUGGAAGAAAUUGGAGAUCAUGAUGAUAGUCCAUCAGAUGUGACAGUGGAAGGAACUCCCCCAAGUCAGGAAGAUGGAAAAUCGCCUACCACCACCCUGAGAGUGCAAGAGGCAAUUCUAAAAGAGUUGGGAAGUGAAGAGGUUCGAAAAGUGAACUGCUAUGGCCAAGAAGUAGAGCCUAUGGAAACAACUGAAUCAAAAGACUUAGGAUCUCAGACCCCUCAGCCUUUGACAUUUAAUGAUGGCAUAAGUGAAGUGAAAGAUGAACAGACGCCAGGCUGGACCACAGCAGCUGGGGAUAUGAAGUUUGAGUAUUUGCUUUAUGGUCACAGGGAACAUAUUGUAUGUCAGGCUUGUGGUAAGACGUUUACUGAUGAAGCACGAUUGAGAAAACAUGAAAAACUACACACUGCUGAUAGACCAUUUGUUUGUGAAAUGUGUACAAAGGGCUUUACCACGCAAGCUCAUUUGAAAGAGCACCUGAAAAUACACACAGGUUACAAGCCUUACAGUUGCGAGGGAUCAUCACCGGCUGAUGCUUUGUUUCAUCCAGUAUGGAAUACUUCAUAUGAUGCAGACAUCGAAAUCAGUCUCAUCUUUUUGGCUGCUGAAAACCUGUGCAUUGCUGUUCUUUUGGAGUAUUCGUGGAAAGGUGAUUACUUCCAAAUGAUUCUUCCAGAAACACUCAGAUGCCUACCUGCAAAAUGUAAAUGUUAACUGUACAUUCUUGUUAACAAAGCAUUGAAAAAUUGAACAUCUUCAGGUAAAAAUGGCUUCUUCCUUAAAACUUGUUUGCUAAGCUUUUUAAUCUAUGUGACCAAACAAUUGUGUUCAGCUCCUUUAGAAUAGAGGGCUUCUUUCAGAUGUAAACCCACAGAAUUACAAAUUGCAAUGGGUUAUUUAAAGUGACAUCCGUCAACUUGAUUUUUGUAACUGUCUGAAAAUGCUAAAGGUAACUGUUAAAAAUGUUAAAGUUCUUAAGAAAGUACCCUCUAAGUAAGUCAAGACUUAAAAAAAUAUUUAAAGAUGUAUAUACUCAAGGGCUUGUAAGUCUUCUGAUGUUAUACAAAAAUUAGUAAUUCCUCACUCAGACAGUAAGAGCUUGGAUGAUACACAGGGCAGGGACUGUAUACUUACAGAUGUUUUUUAAGUGCUUUUAUUUUUUCCAUUUCAUACAAGUUGAUGGCACAUCUUUAAGUUAACAAAGCCAUGUAUUGUAUUUUAGUGAUAUAACUUCAUUUUUACCAACAUGCUUUGUUCUCAAGGGCUUGUGUUUGUAUAACUGGGCAUAACUGGUGGUGUUUUCCACUCAUCUGAAGUUGAAUGAGUAUAAUUAUUAGUGCACUGUUUGUUUUAGUUCUUGACUAGAUUAACUGCACUUUUUUUUGAGGUGAAAAUUCACUCCAGAGCUCUGUCCUGUGCAAUUAUUUCAGUGAUUUUUGUGCAUUUGCAUUUGAGACCAAAUCUGAAAUUAAAAAAUCAAUUAAAUGAAAAAAAAAAAAAGAAGCCCAAGAUGCUUUUUGGUAACUUUUUUUUCCUUUGUCAGAAAACAUAAAUUGCUGGUAGCUUUUAAUUGGAGCAAGAAAACUAAAGUCUGUAAAAUAAGAUAUGCCUGUUUUGGGGUAAUUUAUUAGAUUAAAUACAGAUAGCAGUUAAAGAAAGAUGUGUAUAGAAUAUUAUAGUUAAUGACCUGUAUUCUUUCACCAAAAUGGUGUCAGUUCUGUUACUAUGUCAAAGAUACCCAUCUAGAAUUUUACAGGUUACUUACAGACCUUCAAAUCACUGAUUCACAGUUACUGUUCUGAAAAUCUUUUAACAAGCUUCUCCACCGUCUUGAAACCAGCCCCUUUAGAAAUACACAUCUAGUUUCUUUUGAGGAUGUAUGUAAUAGAAAUAUACCUAAUAGAUUUUUUUGACAAAAGUUGGAUUAAUUUUCUUUUUCAUGAACACAUGAAUAAAGUAGGUAGGAGCCACAUAACAUAUGCAUCAUAAAAAAUACCAGUGCAAGUUUCCUAAAGUCUUUCCAAAAUACGUAUCAGUCCUGAUUUUCUAAAGAUCAUAGGGCAUCCUUGAUCUACCUCUUUAAGAGUGCUGAAAAUUGCUGAGUGUAAUCUGUUCUGUAUUUUGUGGGGGGAUACUUGUACUAAAAAUUAAUCCAAUUGAAAUCCUGCAUGUCCUGCUAGUUCUCAGACAUAAGCUGGACUAGAAUGAUGAUAAAUUAAAAAAAAGGAUAGAUUAAAGAUGUUUGUAGUAACGUUCUUAGAGGGAACACCAUUUCUGAGCAAUCAGAGGUAUAAUGCUUACGUUAUUUAAUUCACUUACCAUCUGAAAUAUGAGACAGAAGACAGACAAUAAAGUCAAUAAAGAAGUUAAUAUCGCUAACGUGUGAUAAAAGGAAUAUCCAGAAAUCUGAUAGUUGAGAUGAUACAUGAUGAUGAAUCUGAAAGGCAUUCCAAAGGAGGAAUUACCUUAAAUAGUGUUCAAAAAACAAAACAAACAAACAAAAACCAAAACAGCAACAAAACAAAACAAAAAAUUAAUGUGACUUUGAUGGUGAUGUCAUUCUUGAGUCCUUACUCAAGUCCAUAGGCAGAAUUAUUUAGGCAGGUCAGCACUUUUCUGUGUCCGCACUUUAAGAAGAAGGCCUUUUUUGAGACAUAAAAUAUUACAGAUUUAAUUGGAGAAUUCUGUGUGUAUAAAAUGUUUGACUAUGAAAUGAAUGAAAGAAGCUUGUAGGAACGUGUAACUGAAGAAAAUGAGAUUGGAAAAUGUAUUGCAUAUUGCAAAAAAUUACAUGCAGACAUUGUGCUAUUUUUUUUUCCAGUCUCCUUUCUCUGAUUGGCACUGAUUAAUAUUUUUCAAAAUACCUCUUGCAGGUGUAGGCUUAAAUAGGACAAUUAAUUUUUCUAAACUGUGUUGCUUUUGGCUGUUGUGCUUCUCACUUCUGUUAUAGAAGUUCAGAGCCCACAGGAACUCAGCAUGGGGU
Messenger RNA from Apus apus (common swift), 4804 nucleotides. It is a transcript of the gene ZBTB14, whose product is annotated as zinc finger and BTB domain containing 14. NCBI's taxonomy places the organism in Eukaryota, Metazoa, Chordata, Aves, Apodiformes, Apodidae. Gene Ontology annotation, cellular component: nucleus. The transcript is spliced from 6 exons. The record is from RefSeq and is a predicted model, not a curated record. Gene Ontology annotation, molecular function: DNA-binding transcription factor activity, RNA polymerase II-specific; RNA polymerase II cis-regulatory region sequence-specific DNA binding; protein binding. Gene Ontology annotation, biological process: regulation of transcription by RNA polymerase II. Bases 1336 to 2535 code for a protein of 399 amino acids.